Prunus persica (peach) is the source of this 2987-nucleotide messenger RNA. RefSeq names its product TMV resistance protein N. Gene Ontology annotation, biological process: defense response; signal transduction. The transcript has 5 exons. The record is from RefSeq and is a predicted model, not a curated record. NCBI's taxonomy places the organism in Eukaryota, Viridiplantae, Streptophyta, Magnoliopsida, Rosales, Rosaceae. Gene Ontology annotation, molecular function: ADP binding. Bases 51 to 2987 code for a protein of 978 amino acids.
ACUCAUAUUUGGCUUAGCGAAUCCAGAGAGAAGCAAACAUUGAAACAAUUAUGUUGGCUUCCAUGGCCAACCGAGGAGCCUCUUCUUCUUCUGCUUCUUUCACCAAAUCAUGGAAAUACCAUGUCUUUCUGAGCUUCAAAGGCGAAGACACGCGCCACAACUUCACAGACCAUUUGUAUAGCGCUUUAUGUCAACAAGGCAUUAACUCCUUCAGGGAUGAUGAUGAGCUCAUAAGAGGAGAAGAAAUAUCAAGUGCGCUUUUCACAGCAAUUGAAGAAUCAAAGAUUUCUGUCGUUGUGUUCUCUAAAAACUAUGCCUCUUCAAAGUGGUGUUUGGAUGAACUUGUUAAGAUUCUUGACUGCAAGAAAUCAAAACAACAACUGGUCAUACCAGUUUUUUACAAGGUGAAUCCAUCAGAUGUACGGAAUCAGAGAGGUAGCUUCGGGGAUGCACUGGCUAACAUGGAGUGCAAAUACAAAGAAAACAUGCAGAAGGUCAACAAAUGGAGGGCAGCUCUUUCACAAGUAGCAUCUUUGUCAGGGUUCACUUUGGACGAGCGUCAAUCUGAAUAUGAGUUUAUCCAAAACAUUAUUGAGGAGAUUUCAAAACACGUAUUAAACACCGUGUGUUUGGAAGUGGCAGAGCAUCCAGUUGGAAUGCAAGCUCAAGUACAAGUUAUGAAUGAGCUACUAGAUUUGGGGGAAAGCGAUGUUCGUAUGAUAGGUGUGUGGGGAACUGGUGGAAUAGGUAAGACCACAAUUGCUAAAGCUGUUUAUAAUUCAAUUGCCCACAAAUUUGAGAGUUGUUCCUUUUUGGCAAACGUUAGAGAAAGGUCAACGUCGCAUGAAGGUUCAGUCGGAUUACAAGAGAAUCUUCUUUCUGACAUUCAAAGGGUAAAAAAUUUGAAGGUGACCAAUGUUGAUAAAGGAGUCACUAUGAUAAAGGAAUGGUUGAGUCGUAGAAAGGUUCUCUUGGUUCUUGAUGACGUGGAUGACAUGGAACAGUUACACAAGUUAGUUGGGGCACGUGAUUGGUUUGGUGUAGGCAGUAGAAUUAUCAUAACAACAAGGGAUAAGCAACUGUUAACUGCUCAUGAGGUUAAUUUAAUACAUGAGGUCAAGAUUUUAGAUGAUGAUAAAGCUCUUGAGCUCUUCUGUUGGCAUGCCUUCAAAACAAGUGGGCCUCCUUUGGGUGAUUAUGUGAAACUUGCAGAACGUGCAAUACGCUAUGCUCAAGGCCUUCCUUUGGCUUUGAAAGUUCUCGGUUGUUGUCUAUGUGGUGGAAGUAUAGAUAAAUGGGAACAUGCAUUGGAUGGUUUCAAAAGCAAGAAAAUUCAAGAUGUUCUCAAAAUAAGUUACGAUACCUUGGAUGAUAUUGUCAAGGAGGUUUUCCUUGACAUCGCAUGUUUCUUUAAGGGUAAAAGUAGAAACUAUGUGAUAGAAACACUAGAAGCUUGUGACCUCAGCCCUAGGUAUGGUAUUGAAGUACUCAUUGAAAAGGCCCUCAUAAGUGUUGAACAUGGAGAUUAUAUUCGGAUGCAUGACUUAUUAGAAGAGAUGGGUAAGGACAUAGUUGAGCAAGAGUCGCCCACUGAAGCCGGAGGACGUAGCAGAUUGUGGUUUCAUGAAGAUGUCGAGCAUGUUCUGACUAAUAAUACUGGGAAAAAAAAAAUCGUAGCCAUCAUGUUAAAUUCUCCUAAAAAGGAUUAUGAGAUAUUCUUGGAUGUUGACUGCUUCUCGAAGAUGAAAAAUCUUAAAAUUUUCAUGAACUAUAACGUAUGUCUUUCUGGAGACAUUGGUUGUCUCCCAAACAUGUUGAGAGUGCUUGAUUGGUAUAGAUGUCCGCUCCAAUCUUUUCCACCCAAUUUUCGUCCAAAGGGACUAGGGUUGCUCAAUCUGCCUUACAGCCGCAUCAAACAACUAGGGGAGGGAUUGAAGCAUUUGACAAAGUUGACAUCUUUGAAUUUAAUGGGCUCUGAAUUCCUAACUGAAAUCCCCGACCUAUCCGGCAGCCCAAACUUAAGGUACUUGAAUGCGAGUUGUUGUGAAAGUUUGGUUGAGGUUCAUCCAUCUGUUGGAUAUCUUGAUAAACUUCAAUAUUUGGCCUUUGCUGGCUGUCGUGAACUCACCAAGUUUCCAAAUAAAGUUUGCUGGAAAUAUCUGGAAUAUUUGGGUCUUAGCGGUUGCACAAAGUUGGAGAGUUUACCAGAAAUUGUGGACAAAAUGGAAUCCUUAAUUGAAUUGGACCUUGGGAGAACUGCUAUAAAAGAAUUGCCUUCCUCAAUUGGACAUCUAACUACACUUGAAAAGUUAUGUUUAGAAAGAACUGCAAUAGAAGAGUUGCCUUCAUCAAUUGGAGAUUUCACUGCGCUUGAAAUUUUAAAUUUAGAAGGAUGUGAAAACCUUGCAAAUCUGCCACAAAGUAUUUAUGAGUUGCAAAAUCUCACAUAUUUAAACCUGAAUCGAUGCCUGAAACUUGUCACACUUCCAAAUAAAUUGAUCUCUAAAGUUUUAUCGAGUGCAGAAUCACUUCCUCUAUUUUCAUUAUGGAUGCAAGAGUGCAAUGUAUCAUACAUUAAUUCCUUGGAGAAUUUUUGUUGCUGGUUGAACUUUAAUGAUAUUGAUCUAUCCAAAAGCAAUUUUGUCAGUCUUCCUGUGUGCAAAUUUGUCAACUUGAAGAUGCUUAAUUUGAGUGGUUGCAAGAAGCUUGUAGAAAUUGUAGGACAACUUCCAGCGUCUAUAGAAAUUAUCAAUAUGGCUGAUUGCAUAUCACUGGAAAGAUUUCCAACAUUGUCAAAGAUAUUGGAAGACGAAGACAUGCAACAUAUUCAGUACAUGAAUUUGUCCAAUUGCCAUAGGCUAUGCGAUAAUAUAGGGUUGGACGCUGCAAAGAUGGCAAAUAUUUUAGUGAAUCAGGUGACGCAGCAGUCAAUACCGAACAUUUUAUUAAUGUUUUACUUCCAGGCAGUGAAGUUCCAGAGUCGUUGA